This is a messenger RNA of Westerdykella ornata, 927 nucleotides long. RefSeq lists its product as uncharacterized. Bases 1 to 927 code for a protein of 308 amino acids. Gene Ontology annotation, biological process: mitochondrion organization. Gene Ontology annotation, cellular component: membrane; mitochondrion. The record is from RefSeq and is a predicted model, not a curated record. NCBI's taxonomy places the organism in Eukaryota, Fungi, Ascomycota, Dothideomycetes, Pleosporales, Sporormiaceae. The transcript is spliced from 3 exons.
AUGUCGAAUCCGGAUCCCAGAGAGAUGUGGCGCAAGCUGCAAACGCAGCUGCAGCAGAGUGGACGAGGCUUUGGCGGCGGAGCUCGUCCCCCCAAGGGUGCGGGUUCACUUGGAUUCGUCAUCGCUGUAGGUGCUGGAGGCCUAUGGCUGGCGAAUAAUGCGCUGUUCAACGUCGACGGUGGUCACAGGGCAAUCAAGUAUACCCGGAUAGGCGGCGUGCAGAAGGAAAUCUACUCCGAAGGCACGCACUUCCGAAUCCCCUGGUUCGAAACUCCCAUCGUGUACGACGUGCGCGCGAAGCCGCGAAAUGUCGCCUCCCUCACCGGCACAAAGGACCUGCAGAUGGUCAACAUCACCUGCCGUGUGCUUUCAAGACCGCGUGUGGAUGCCCUGCCCCAGAUCUAUCGUACCUUGGGCACGGAUUACGAUGAGAGGGUGCUGCCGUCGAUUGUGAAUGAGGUGCUGAAGAGCGUGGUGGCACAGUUCAAUGCUAGCCAGCUGAUCACUCAGCGUGAGAAUGUUAGCAGGCUUGUGAGGGAUAACUUGGUUCGGCGUGCAGCGAGGUUUAACAUCAUGCUGGAUGAUGUCUCCUUGACGCAUCUUGCCUUCUCCCCCGAGUUCACCGCCGCCGUCGAAGCGAAACAGGUUGCCCAGCAAGAAGCCCAGCGCGCAGCCUUCGUCGUCGACAAGGCCCGCCAGGAGAAGCAGGCCACGGUUGUCCGCGCGCAGGGUGAAGCCCGCUCUGCCGAGCUCAUCGGUGACGCCAUCAAGAAGUCGAGGUCCUAUGUUGACCUGAGGGAGUUUGAGAACGCGAAGAGCAUUGCACAGAUUCUGCAACAGAGCCAGAACAAGGUGUAUCUUGAUGCAAACGGUCUGGGUCUCAAUGUCACGCAGACGGCGACGGAGAAGGAGAAGAGGGGGAAAUAG